Mytilus californianus (California mussel) is the source of this 4683-nucleotide messenger RNA. RefSeq names its product protein FAM43A-like. The coding region runs from base 381 to 1370 and encodes 329 amino acids. Lineage: Eukaryota; Metazoa; Mollusca; Bivalvia; Mytilida; Mytilidae. The record is from RefSeq and is a predicted model, not a curated record. The transcript is spliced from 2 exons.
UACCACGUGACCGUAAAUCAUUACCACCUGUAAAGGUGUGUGAAAUGUAUUACACAUAAUUGACAGUUGAAAUUGACCAUGUUUGGGUAGGAGGAACGUAAACAGAAGAAGAAAAAAACAUAAUUUUCUAUGUUCACAAGGAAGUUGAAGGAUACAAGAAAUUUGUUAAUGAAUGCAUCUUUGACCUCCACACAGGUAAAAUACCUAAGUGGACUGGGGCGUAAAGAUUAAGGUCAGUGACGUUAAUUCAUUACCUAUUUUACUUAUGUUCACCGGUAGACAAGUGAUCAAAAGAUCAUAAUGGGAACAUUCAAGAUGAAUAGGAAUUCGGGUUAUGAUAUUUAUUUAUGAGGAUUUAAGUGAAAACUGUAAACAUCAAAAUGAGUCUUUUUAACUGGAAAAAGAAUUUGGCAAUAAGUGAAAAAGAACCUACAUUUAAAGUUCGAUAUCUGGGGAAUGUACAAACCGCUAUGAUGAAAGGAGAUGGUUGUGUUGACAAGCCAGUAACAAUUAUCUGGAAUAAUUAUACGCGAAGUUCACAUCCUGGUUUGGAAAUGAAGUUGACAAUCACGAGUUCUGGACUCAGUGCCUACACCAAAGAGCAAGGGAUCACUGAAUACCGUGCUCAUCGUAUUUCAUAUUGUAUUGCUCACCCAAAAUACCCUAGAUUAUUUGUGUGGGUUUAUAGACAUGAAGGUAAGAAAAUGAAAGUAGAACUACGAUGUCAUGCAGUUUUGUGCAAAACCGAGGCAAAGGCGAAGGCACUUGCAGUUCAAUUACACGAGAAACUUAAAUUUGCCUUAAAGGAAUUUUGCAGAGAAAAAACACGGAAACAGAAUUCACGGUUAGUGUUGCAAAGAACUAAUUCAUUACCUCAGUCCGGUGAAAUUUUGCCUAAAAGGACUCAGUUUUUGAGCACAGGACAAAAAUUCAAACCACCAAUUUCAAAAUCAAACACAGCACCAAAAUUGGGAGACAUAUGGGAGGAUCCAAUUGAUGAAGAAUUAGCAGAAAUCGACGAGGAAGAUGACAUGCUCGAUGGCAUUGAAGAAGAACCACAAUCACCCACUGUUAGAGCUUUAGACUUGCCCAUGGGGGGCAAGCCAAUUGAUGUUGAUUCUCUUAGUAAUCGUGUUAUAGACCUAGAAAUUGGAAACAAUAUAGACGAAUUAAAAAUGAAUAGUGAUGUACAAUUUUGUUUAAACGGUGACUCAGACGAUGAAAGUUCGGAGUCUGGUUUUCACGAGCAAGAUCAAGAAGGGAUCAAAGACAGUGUGAACACGAUAGAUAGUACAAGUCUAGAGGGCGAAGUAUGUGAGAAUCCGUCAGGGGAAGUUCUAGAAGAACGUACAGUGAUGACAUGUUUAUAAUCUUGUACAACUAUGACAGAAAUCAGACAAAUGGAGGCUUACAAGUGCUACACAAUGCGAGACUCCUUAUACUAAAACUAGUGUAUAUAAAGACAUCAGUAUUCUGAAUCGGAAGAAGUGUACUACUAAAAUGUAUUUCAUACAGAUUUAUAUAUUGUACAUUUAUAUUUAUUGUUAUGUUAAACCUAUUCAAGACUUGUACAAACAUGUUACUCUACGAAUUAUCCAUCUGACCAAUCUUUAUUGCUGAAGUAAGUUUAAAUGUCAUUUCAAAGAAAACUAAGGAGACCAUUAACUUUCUGAUAUAUUUUGUAUCACUGCCAACAGCUAACCACCUUCGUGUAGUUCUUUUUAUUGUUCAUGAAAAAAAUCAUAUGGAAUAAUAUCUAAGUAAAAACAACUAUUAAACAUUCUGAAGAUUGUCAAAAUGUAAUUUCUGUUUGGACAUGGAAAUUUUUAAUUUCGACACAUUUUUUCCUUUUUUGACAGACAUAUCGAUAUUACGAACUCAUUUUUAUUUUAUUUUUAAAAGUGUCAUUCAAAGUUUCGAAUAAUAUUCAUACUUAUUUUCAUGCCCUAGCUUGCACUGGGUAUAUAGUUUUACGCUUGCCGUCCCUUUAUAGUUUCAUGAUAUGUCUGUUGUCCAAACUUUUUCGUCACUACUGAGUUUUGAUAUGUUCAAAUUAUCAAUCGGCUUACAUAGAAAUUGUUCAUAUCCGGUUUGUUUUUUCUGGCAGACUUUGCCCUGAUAUUUUGUAAAAGUUGCAUAAUGAUUUAUUUAUUGUAAAAUCGAAUAUAUGCAAUUAAUUGUCAUCCUCCUUUUGAACGAUGAUUUAGAUUAUCCCACUGCCCCUGACAAAUACAAAUAUUAUGAAAAAAGAGAGAUGUUGGGUAUACAUUGUAGUCAAUAGGACAGCAACCCAUCAACCGAAAAUUCAAGCAUACCAAGGUUAACAGGUGUAAACAAGUCUCUAUACAACAUGUCAAACUUUAUAUAUCGACGAGUCUAGAAAAGUUACGAAUACAUUAACACAGACUAUAGACAAUUAUAUACUGUUGAAGACCAUGUGACGUUCUUUUGUUUUCACUUUUGUGUUGUUUGGUUUGUUGUCUCAUUGAAGUUUACCGUAUUCACACCUUGCGCAUCCUGACGAGGCACAUCCUGACGAGGCACAUGACCGUUAAGUACCAAACGAACAUUGUAGAAAAUAAAAUUAAGGGACAAAUAGAGAUUUGUUAACACGUUUUGAUUACGUAAAUCAAGAAAGCAAAUAUUAUACACGCUUAGACAAAUAUAAUACUAUUAAAUCACUAUGAUCGCAUUAACCAUGAAAAUAUUUAUCAUCUGCCCAUACAUUCCCACAGUAGUAAGAGACAUAGUUGUGGACCAUUACUCAAACAAAACCAUAUGAAUUUGUUCAAUAUUUAUUCCUUAAUUUUAUUUUAUUUUGCUGCUUUCUGUCAUAAUAACCCUUUUUUUUCUGUCAGACUACUCCCCAUUUCAAAGAUUGCAAUAUUUUGUUAAUUAUUUUAUGUAAUGCUGAUAUGUUGCAGUAUUUUCACGGUAAAUUAAGACUAUGUGUUAAAAUAAUCUGUUAUGUAAAAUUAAUUACUAGCAUGUCAAAAAACAUAAAUAUGCAUUAUUCAUUAAAUUAUAAGACAAGGAAAUAAUAUUUUAGCCUGUAUGUAAUGCAUUAUACCUAAUGUCAUACAGUUAUGAUUUAUAUAGGGGUUGUGCUGUAUUUAUAUUUGUAUUUAUGUUAUUGCUCUGAGAACGUAAUCAGUGGUUAAAAUUCGACAAAAACGUCUUGAAAAUUGGAAAUCUAUAUACACAAAUGUCUUUCCUAUAUUAAAUUUGACUUUGAUAUUUAAUAAAAAGAUUUCAAAAAUUGGUUUGAAAUCCGGUGAUUUUCCCAUCAAUUGUCUCAAGUUGUUUUAUCAGUAUUCGGUAUCUUGUCCUUUUUGUGUGUUUUAUCCGAUUUAGAUGCAGUUUUUUAAUUCCAAUGCCGUGAAAAUUAAUUGAGAAUCAAAUUAAUCAAGUUUUUGUUUCGUCUAGACGGAGUCAAAAAGCGAGAAUAAUGCUUACUGUUUCAGGUGUUGGUGGCGGCGUCAACACUUUAAUUUGUUAAAGUCUGUUUAAGAGGAACCACUUAAGCUAUUAGGUUUGCAGUUGUUUAAGCAUUGGCAUAUUUCAUUUCCACGCAAAUAAUUUGGUCCUGUUCUUUCAGUCAUGGUCUGUUGACUUUGCAAUAAAAAUUAAGGAUACUUGGUAUGCAGUUGCAUUAUCAUUGGCAUAUAUUAUUUCCACGGAUAUUAUUUGGACCUGUAUCUUCAUUUACUUUGACUGUUUUGCAUAGUUUACAUGUUGAAGUAUUGCUAUUUUGAUUUCAACACUUGCAUUUUACUAUCAAAAUUACUUAAAGGCGAAAAAUAUCUCUGUGUCAACAGCAUGAUUGUUAGGAAUAAUUUUCCCUUUUUAAUGGACUAUAAUCGAAUUCACUCACCAUAUUUAUAGAAAGACAAGAACAUAUUAUUUGCAUUUGAUGAUAUCAAGGAGAAAAAACGCGUGAUAAUCAGUGCACGUGGAAUUAUAGAUUUAUGUUAUCAACAUGAAUUUUGUCUAGAAAAAAAAGAGAACAAUCUAAGCUAUUAAGACGGCCAGUCUUUUAAGUGUAAACAAUCAUUUCUAUAAUUAUACUAUUUAUACAUAUUUACUUGCCAUUGAUAUGAUUAUUUCUCUAUGUUUGCAUUUAUUAUAGAAGACAUCAUACGUAAUUAUAAUGAUUUUAAUUGGCUUUUUCAUUUUAAACUAAGCGGAGCCCUCUAUCUUUAACAUUGAUGAAGUAAGUGAAUAUAGAAAUCAAACAUACCGAAAAAUCUCACUAACAAAAAAAUAGAUACUGCUUACAGAACAUGUUUUGUUCUGCAUUCCCCAUGAUAAUUCCUAUUAGGUUUUGGCAAACUUAACUCUAAAUAAGACUGACGUAUAACAUUUUCAUUAGCAUUAGCAUGCUUCAAUAAAAAAUACAGAAAAUGUUGUGCAAAUAUCUAAAUUUGAUAACGUUGAAAUAUUAAAACAUACUACCAGUAGAAUUAAAAGUAUUAUUUCUUCAUAGAAUAUUUGGAUGCCGCGAAAUAAAAAAGUUCCAUUUUGUUAGUAUAUGGAGUGAUAUUAAUUCAUUAUUUUACUGUAUAUUAAAACAUUUGUUAUUUUUCGUACCAGUAACCUUAUUGUAUUCUUAUAUAAUGAAAUAUAUUAUUAUAAUGAUAAUCAUGUAUUGAUGUUAUUUUAGAUAAAAAAAAGACUUCCUCA